AUGAACGCUGUGGUAGGCGGCUGGCAGGGAGCAGGGUUGCUGUCCCACUACCCUCUGGAAGCCUCAGCCACGAAGGGCCCCUGUGGGCACCUUUUCCCGGCACACGGACCCCAGAGAGGACUGACCCUCUCCAGCCGACCUCUGGGCUCAGGACAGCUGGGUGGGGCAGCCACAGGAGCUGCCUGCAGGGGGCAGAGUCAGGACAGGGACCGAGCCGGACACCCAUUCUGCAAGUGUCUGCACUUCCAGGCAGGGGGAGGACAACGGAGAGCUGCCCCCAUUUCAGUUCCCAGAACAGAGCUCAGCUGUGAAAUAGCCCACUGCUCCUGGAGUGUGGAGGACGAGGAGGAGGCCGUCCGCGAGCAAUGCCAGCAUGAGAGAGACAGGCAGCUUCCGGCCCAGGACGAGGACGGAGGUGGCCUUGUCCCCGAGAGGCCGGAGCAGGAGAUGCUCCUCAGCCUGAAGCCCUCCGAGGCCCCUGAACUGGAUGAGGAUGAGGGCUUUGGCAACUGGUCCCAGAGGCCAGAGCAGUGGCAGCAGCACGAGGGGGCACAGGGCACCUCGGACAGCGGAGAGCCCCCCUAGUGCAGGAGUCCUGAGGGCAAGCAAGAGGAUGGGCCCAGCCUGCAUGCCUGCGAAAAGGAGGCCAGUGACGAAGUCCACCUGGAGGAGUUGAGUCUGAGCAAGGAGGGGCCAGACCCAGAGGACACUGUCCAGGACAACCUGGGGGCCUCAGGGGCUGAGGAGGAACAGGAGGAGCACCAGAAAUAUCAGCAGCCCAGGACACCCAGCCCCUUGGUCUUGGAGGGGACCAUCGAACAGAGCUCGCCUCCCCUGAGCCCUCCCAUCAAAUUGCUGCAGGCCUGUGUCUCUCUCCACCCUCUGCGGCUCAUCGACAGGACCGAGUUCCUAAACUGCUCCAUAGAGAAGCGUAACAGCGUGAAGAAAUCCCAGCCAGACUUGCCCAUCUCCAAGAUUGACCACUGGCUGGAACAAUACACCCAGGCCAUCGAGACUGCUGGCCGGAUCCCCAAGCUAGCCCACCAGGCCUCCAUAGAGCUGCCCAGCAUGGCCGUGGCCAGUACCAAGAGUCGGUGGGAGACGGGUGAGGUACAGGCUCAGUCUGCGGCCAAGACUCCGUCCUGCAAGGUAAGGUCCCCUCCAGGGGCAAGGCUGGGCUGCAGAGCCAGCACCUGGGAGUUUAGUAGCAGGCCAGGUUUCCUUGUUAAGACAAGUGUGGGACUGUCCAGGAUGAAUGUGGACAGACAGAACCCUGAGGUAUUGCCGGCCAAGGCAGGACCAGAGCUGCACUUGGAGGUGUCCUGGCCUGAUUUGCCCUGCCCCAACAUUGGCCCAGCCCUGCUCUGGCACUUCCUGUCAUGCAGUGUCCCUGGCCUGAGCAUUGGCCCUGGCCCUGUCCUGUUUCUGGCCCUGCCCUGGAGCUGA
Nomascus leucogenys (northern white-cheeked gibbon) is the source of this 1446-nucleotide messenger RNA. RefSeq names its product lymphocyte-specific protein 1-like. Lineage: Eukaryota; Metazoa; Chordata; Mammalia; Primates; Hylobatidae. Gene Ontology annotation, molecular function: actin binding. The record is from RefSeq and is a predicted model, not a curated record. The transcript has 11 exons. Gene Ontology annotation, biological process: signal transduction.